This is a messenger RNA of Rotaria sp. Silwood2, 842 nucleotides long. Lineage: Eukaryota; Metazoa; Rotifera; Eurotatoria; Philodinida; Philodinidae. The record is from the annotation of a GenBank genome assembly.
AUGGGCGUUUUGUACUAUGAUAAAGAAAAUUAUAGUGGUGCUCUCGAAAACUAUGAACAAGCGCUUUCAUAUAGAAUGAAAGCUGAUGGAGAUGAAAAUUAUGAAAUUGCAAACAUUUACAAUAACAUAGGAAACGUACAUCGAAUACAAGAAAAAUACGAUUUAGCUCUCCAGAAUCUUCAACGUUGUUUAGAAAUACGAUCGAAAAUUUAUCCUGAAAAUCAUCCGGCCAUAGCAGAAGUUUUAACAAAUAUUGGACUCGUUCAUUAUGACCAAGGACAAUAUGAUUUAGCAUUGUCCAUCCAUAAGAAGGUGUUGUUUAUUGAAUCAGCAGGCCUGCCGUCAAAUGAUGAAGCUUUAGGGAAAACAUACAUCGCAAUCGGCGAUAAUUAUUCUGUAGGCUUUCAAAAUUACCAGUUAGCAUUAGAUAACUAUCAAAAAGCUCUGAAAGUUUUUUCUCAAAGGUUUCGCUUAGAGCAUUCAUCGAUUACUUAUGUUGAAACAAAGAUUCAAGAAACCAAGAAACAAAUUAGUUCUCAAUUAUUGAAUUCUGCACCUCCAGACGAAACAAUGAUUGCAACGUAGAAAAUGAAGUCUGAUGCAGAAUAUAUCAGUCUCGAUAUUUUUCGAACAUAUGAUUUUCCUUGUCACAUUAUUUCGUCACAUUGACUUGGUCGUCUCAUUUCUAAUGGGCUCUCUUGAGGAUGAGAGUGUAGAAUGCGAGUGUGGGUGUAGGGGGGGGGAUGAGUGGUGGUAUGGGGUAGGUGGGUGUGCGUGUGAACAAAACCUGAACCGACACGCGCACCUCCUCCCCCCUCUCCCCCAGCCACCCCCACCGCCGC